Molecule: messenger RNA, 582 nt
Organism: Necator americanus (New World hookworm)
Lineage: Eukaryota; Metazoa; Nematoda; Chromadorea; Rhabditida; Ancylostomatidae
Exons: 4
Coding region: 1-582 (193 amino acids)
Source: RefSeq, a predicted model, not a curated record
AUGUUUUCAUCGGCGUCACGAAGUCAUCGCGCAACGCAGCAGCAAGCGGUGCCCGUCGGUGCUCGCUUGAACGACGACGUCCGUCACUCUAUUCCUCGGACUGGUUCGCAAGUAGAAGUGUGCGCCGGUGGAAAAAAAACAACGAAUUGUGUAAAGUAUACCGGAAAUCCAGAAGCUCUCGGAAAAUCGAAUGAUUCAGCGAAAUAUCAGGCAUCUAGCCAUAGCCUAUCAGCUGUAGCUAAUUUUUUAAGGGAUUUUCAAUGGUGGGACGGACGACGAUCCUUGUAUGGACGCAACACGAUAGCGGCAGCAGCAGCAGCCGGCGCCGCCGCCGCCGCCGAAGCAGCAGCAGCAGCAGCAGUAGCAGCAGCAGUAGCAGUAGCAGCGUCAGCAGGAACUGCAAGACGAGCAUCGGCGAAGAAGAAGAAGAAGGAAGAGGAAGAAGACACUGGCCGAACACAUUUGAAUGAUCGAACAAUUAUCGAAACAGUAGCAGCAGCGUCCGUCCGUCCGUCCGUCCGUUCGUUCGCUGCUGCUUCAAGUGCUGGUGCUGGUGGUGGUUGUCCAAUACGUUGCUGUUGA